Brassica rapa (field mustard) is the source of this 895-nucleotide messenger RNA. RefSeq lists its product as uncharacterized. The record is from RefSeq and is a predicted model, not a curated record. NCBI's taxonomy places the organism in Eukaryota, Viridiplantae, Streptophyta, Magnoliopsida, Brassicales, Brassicaceae.
CACUACAAGAGUGGAGGAACGAGAACCAUGCCUUCCCUGACGCCGCCGGCCACCACGUCCAGGGUAUCACCAUUCACGAAGGCGAAUGGGACUCUCACGGGGCCAUCAAGACUUGGAACUACACAUGCGUUUAAGACAUCGAUGUCUGGUGGUGAAAAUGUCUCAUUCGCUGAACACGAGGUUCUGAAAGGAAAGCACGAGACUUUGUUGAGAGAGCAUGGAACCUCAAUCUCAACAAUCGAGCUUCUCGAGAAGAAGCUGAAAGAGGCGUUGCUGGUUGAGCAAAAGGGUGACUAUUGGGAGAAGAAGUAUCUUGAACUGCACAAGAAGCUAGAGACCGUUGUGAACAAUAUCAAAGACUUGAUGUAUUCUGAAGUGGCUGGUGAGAAUCCAGGGACUGCAGCACUUGGAGAGGAUCGUAAAGUUGUGAUUGUGCUCAGUGAUGACGAUGAAGGGGACGGAAGCGAGAGCAGUGGAGGAGAUAGUGACUCUGAGAACCAAGAAAAUUUAUCUUUCUAUCUUUGAUCAAGAAUCGUUUUAGGAGAUGGAGAAAUAGAGAGUAAGUGGUUGUUUAGUUAUGACUAUGAAUCUCCGGUGUGUUGUUGUUUAUGGCUUUCGGAGUUAGGAUGUUAAGAGAUGGAAGUUUGUAUGUUCAGUGGAUUUGUAGCCUAACAUAAAGUUGCAAGAGAAGCAGCUUCCAUCCUCAAAACUAUGUUCAGACUGUUCUAGUUAUAGCAGUUAAAGAAGAGAUGAGAUCAAGAAGCUCUGUUUUUAUGCUAGUGUUUGAAUCUAUUAGGCUGUGUUCUUUAAGAGACAUCAUCAGAUGGUAGUUUACAGUUUUUGUAAAUUCUUCACAUUUCAUUCGGAAUGGAAGACUCUGCGGCUCCAUUUUUGA